Molecule: messenger RNA, 927 nt
Organism: Penicillium paradoxum
Lineage: Eukaryota; Fungi; Ascomycota; Eurotiomycetes; Eurotiales; Aspergillaceae
Exons: 4
Coding region: 1-927 (308 amino acids)
Biological process (GO): transmembrane transport
Molecular function (GO): transmembrane transporter activity
Source: RefSeq, a predicted model, not a curated record
AUGGCUACAGACUUCUGGGCUGGCUACAUUAGUGGAGCCAUUGGGAUCAUCAUCGGCAAUCCCCUUGAUGUCAUCAAAGUCCGGCUACAGGCAGGAAGUUCGCACACAGAUGUAACAUCCUCAAAUCUAAGCCGUCUUGAAAGGGCAAGCUCUCUUGUUCGAGGCGCUGCCGCUCCGAUAUUAGGUUAUGGAGCUCUCAAUGCGCUUCUUUUCGUUGCUUAUAACCGAUCCUUAACAGCAUUGGACGGGUCUGUAACAGAUCCCACCAAUCCUGUGGGCGUUUCACCGUACAAAAUCUGGCUGGCGGGUGCCGCAGGCGGACUGGCCAGUUGGACCAUCUCGUCCCCAACGGAGUUCAUCAAAUGUCGGGCCCAGCUGGAUCCUCGGCCAGAGGUCUCCUCGUGGGCGGUGGCCAAGGACAUCCUUCGGACACGCGGCUGGAAGGGUCUUUACUUUGGGGGCGGCAUUACUAGCGCGAGGGAUUCAAUUGGUUAUGGAUUCUAUUUCUGGUCCUAUGAACUUUGCAAACGAUUUAUGACAUCUGACGAUGAUGGCUCGCACCAGGCCGCGAUGAAGAUUUUACUUUGCGGUGGUAUUGCAGGUGUUGUUACCUGGGCUUCGGUUUUCCCUUUGGAUAUGAUCAAGACACGACUACAGGCACAGACUAUUGCAGAUCAUUCACUCGGAGCAACUGAGGGCCAGUCUCUACUACGACCGCAGCGCCAACCAUUGAGUACGUUCCAAAUUGCAAAAGAGAUUUACCAUGCCGAGGGUAUCAAGCCGUUCUACCGUGGCCUUGGAAUCUGCAGUGUCAGAGCGUUCAUUGUGAAUGCCGUUCAGUGGGCGGCUUAUGAAUGGCUGAUGAAGAGCUUUACUCAAUCCUGGGGCGCCCAGGUGAAAGCCCAAGAGCCCAUGACCGGUCUGUAG